This is a messenger RNA of Monoraphidium neglectum, 404 nucleotides long. RefSeq lists its product as hypothetical. The record is from RefSeq and is a predicted model, not a curated record. The transcript has a single exon. The annotation marks the transcript as partial. Lineage: Eukaryota; Viridiplantae; Chlorophyta; Chlorophyceae; Sphaeropleales; Selenastraceae.
AUGCCAGCAGCCCCCGCCGAAGUUCCCAGUCCCUUGUGCACAGCUGGCGCGAAGGCGCCCCCUCAGCAGCUGCAGCCGGCGGGACGGCGCCGAUCCCGCGCCCUGACGGGCGGCGGCGCGGCGGCGAUGCAGCGCGCCCACCGGCAGUCGAGUGUGGUAUAUUCGAUCGCAGAGAUCAUAGGGGAGGGCGAUGAUGACCCCGGGUUGCUGCUACUGGAUGCGCAGGACACGAAACAAGCCCGGGACCAGCCCCCCCUGGGCCUGUACGGCAUCACGCCGCCCCUCACAACUGCACAGGCCGCAGCCGCCUUCGCCGCCGCGCCGUACGGCCCCGGCGGCGAGGCCGCCGCGGCGGCGCCGGCCCCGGCGCCCUCACGCGGCGACUGCGGCAGCAGCGACAGCGG